GAGAGCAGGCAGCGGAAGUCGGCGGGUCGCUGCUGGUUGGUUCGGCGCCGGUGGAGGGAGUCAUUCCUGCAGCAGUGCUUCCGGUCGGCAUUUUGUUCUGCGAGAGAGAGAGAGAGUCUGUGUGGAUUCUUUUAUGAGCGCCCAGGAGCCUUUCGGCACCGAAUCUUUUCUGCCAUCGUCCGGAGUAAAGUGCGAGCUUCCGCGGGCGCCUGCGAGAGGAAUGACCGCCGCCCGUCCGUCUUCAUGUUCGCAGUGAGAGGAAGCAGUGCGACCCGGAUUAUUGUUGUGAGAGGGACACAGCGAGCCCGAACCCCUCCACCUUCACCUUUCAACAGCAGAGCCUCAGCAAAAGAUGUAAAGGUGGAUCAGUGAGCAGCGACACUGAGCGACCUGUGCAUCCACGCGAGCUCCCUGCCCUUCUUCAGCAUGAAUGGGGAUAUGCCUCAUGUUCCUAUCACCACUCUCGCCGGGAUCGCAAGCCUCACCGACCUGUUAAAUCAGCUGCCUCUCCCCUCCCCUCUACCUGCCACCACCACUAAGAGCCUGCUGUAUAAUGGGAGGAUCGCCGAGGAGGUCAGCUGUCUGCUGUCCCGGCGGGACGACACUCUCGUGUCCCAGCUGGCUCACAGCCUCAACCAGGUGUCCACCGAGCACAUAGAGCUGAAGGACAACUUGGGCAGUGAUGACCCGGAAGGAGAUGUGCCUCUACUGCUACAGACGGUGCUGUCCAGGAACCCCAAUGUCUUCAGGGAGAAAAGUACGCCCACCCGAUACGGGGUUCAGGGCGGUUUAAUGCAACAGCCAAUGAUACCACCGUACAAGAUGGCUCCAAAUUCCAUUCAUGGAAGUCCGGCGUCAAACUACCAGCAAACCACUAUCACUCCGAGCCCUCCCAGCCGAUAUGUUCAACCUCAGGCGGGUUCUGGUACCAGGUACAUUCCCCAGCAGAACAGUCCAGUGCCCAGCCCGUAUGCACCACAGAGCCCCGCAGGCUACAUGCAGUACAGCCACCCACCCAGCUACCCUCAGCACCAACAGAUCCAGCAAGUGUCCGUAUCCAGUCCAAUAGUUCCUAGUGGCAUGAGAAACAUCCAUGACAACAAGGUCUCUGGUCAAGUUUCGGGCAACUCCAACCACAAUGCGAGGCAUUGCUCGAGCGACGAGUACAUCAGCAUCGUCCAGAGACUUGGAAGUGAUGAGAGUGACCCCGCUAUGCGAAAUGCCUCCUUUUCUGUACGCUCCGUCUGCUCUCCUGCUGGAAGUGAAGGGACUCCGAAAGUUGGAUCUCGGCCGCCCUUGAUUCUUCAGUCUCCUCCACCCUACACCUCCCCAAGAGAUGCUGCUCCUGACCUCCUGCUGGACUCGCCUGAACGGAAAAAGAAGCAGAAAAAGUUAAUGAAAGAGGAGGGGGGUAAAGGUGCCAUGUAUGACAUUGUCAGCUCGCCCACUAAAGACUCCACAAAGCUAACGAUAAAGUUGUCUCGAGUGAAGUCGUCUGAGACAGAACAGUCAGCUGAGCCGUUGUCGGUGCUAGAGCAUGGCUCAGACGCUGAGAACGAGCUAUCAUGCAAUAGCUUACCAUACCAUCGGAACCCCCAGGAGCGGCUCUCUGCCGGCCAGUGUCUUUCGGGGGAGCAGUCGGCUUAUCAGCAGGUUCCUGUAUUACAGAACACUGGGGCACUCGCAGCCAAGCAACCUGGGGUAGUUAGUGGAACCCCCUACGACGAGGCAGAGCUGGACGCUCUUGCGGAGAUUGAAAGGAUUGAGAGGGAAUCCGCUAUAGAACGAGAACGCUGUUCUAAGGAAGUUCAAGAUAAAGAUAAACCUCUGAAGAAGAGAAAGCAGGAUUCAUACCCUCAGGAACCAGGAGCUGCUGGCACCGCGGGAGCUUCUGGAACACCUGGCGUGGGUGGUGGAUGCAAUGCUGGGAACAAAUUGGUACCUCAAGAGGCUUGCGCUGCUAGCAAUGGAGCCAGUCGGCCGGCCUUGAUGGUCAGUAUUGACCUGCAGCAGGCAGGCAGGGUGGAAGGGCCAGUGGACUCAUGUCCUGUCCCUGCAACAGAGGCCCAGCGCUGGCCGGAGGAAGGCUCCGAAUCCACUGGGGUCUUGAGGCUCAAAUCGAAGACUGAUGGAGAGGUGCAGAAGACAGUAGAUGGUCGGCCAGAGGUCAUCAAGCAACGAGUGGAAAACACACCACAGAAAACUGCUUCAGAUGGACGACCAGAGACUCCCAAACACAAGCAUGAGAACCGCCGAGAGAUCUCAAACAAAGUGAGUUCAGAAAAGAGAUCGGAUCUUUCCAAGCACAGACAUGAUGGUAAGCCUGACAAAGUGAGGCCUGAUGGAAAAGGUCAUGAAACUUUCAGAAAACAUGAAGGACGAUUGGAGUCAACUCGAGAGAGCAAAGAGGAAAGGCACAGAGAUCGAGACAAUGAAGGCUCUAAAGUCCGUCGAUCAGACACAUCUAAGUCCAACCGGGUAGAGCACAACCGAGACAGGGACCAGGAGCAGGAAAAAGAUGGGGACAAGGAGCCGGAGAAAGAUCGAGACAAGGAGCUGGAGAAAAAUCGGGACAAGGAGCCGGAGAAAGAUCAUAAGGAGCGAGAGAAAGUGCGGAACAAGGUGCGGGAGAAAGAUCGGAACAAAGAGUUGGAGAAAGAUCGGGACAAGGAGCUGGAAAAAGAUCAGGACAAGGAGCUGGAAAAAGAUCGGGACAAGGAGCGAGAGAAAGUUCGGGACAAGGUGCGGGAGAAAGAUCGGGACAAGGAGCGGGAGAAAGUUCGGGACAAAGUGAGGGAGAAAGAUCGGGACAAGGUGAGGGAGAAAGAUCGGGACAAGGUGCGGGAGAAAGAUCGGGACAAGGUGCGAGAGAAAGAUCGGGACAAGGAACGGGUGAAAGAUCGGGACAGGGAACGAGAGAAAGAUCAGGACAAGGAACAGGAGAAAGAUCGAGAGAAAGAUCGGGAUAGGGUUCGGGACAGGGAUCGAGACCAAGAAAAGAAGCGCCACACAGAAUCAACAGAGCACCGGGACAAACGUUCUCCUGAGCAACGCUCGCGCCCUGACAGUCCUCGAGUGAAGCAGGAACCCCGUAGCGGAGCAGAAUCCAGAACAAAACCUGAACGGUCAGUCCACAAAACUUCCAACAACAAAGAUGAGAAACGGAAUGGCGACAACAAGAACCGACUUGAUGGACACAAGCCUCCAUCCUCAGACAGUAAAACCGCAGAAUUUCCCAACUACCUACUGGGGGGCAAAUCAGGUGCAUUAAAGAAUUUUGUCAUUCCCAAGUUAAAACGGGACAAAGAUGGUAACAUUAUGCAGGAAGUGCGACGAGAGCUGUUUUCCGAGCCUUGUGUGAAAUUGGAAAAAUUGGACUUGGUGGAGGACCUCAAUAAGGGUGCCAAACCUGUUGUGGUUCUGAAGAAACUUUCCAUUGAUGAGGUCCAGAAGUUGAUCAGUAAUUCGCGCAGCUCGAAAUCAAGCAAGAGCAAGUCAUCUCAUGGCAAAUCAUUUGGAGAAAUUGAUUCCCGUAUGCCACUGUGUGAGAGGGUAAAAAUGAAUAAACGCAGACGCAGCGCCACUAACGAUAAGCCCAAGUAUGCCGAAGUCAGCUCAGAUGAUGACAGCAGCUCUGUAGAACUGGCCCCAAAGCGGUCAAAAAAGGACAAAGACAGAACGUGGGAAUAUGAAGAAAAAGACCGGAGGGGUUCUGGAGAUCACCGACGGAGUGACAGUCGGAGAAGUUCAGGCAGUCGAUACAGAGAAUGUAGCCCUGUGGACUCGGAUGAAGAUUCUCCUCCUCCUAGCCUGAGUGACCUCGCCAGAAAGUUAAAGAAGAAGGAAAAGCAGAAAAAGAGGAAAGCCUACGAGCCCAAACUGACUCAGGACGAAAUGAUGGACUCCUCCACAUUUAAGAGAUUUUCCACCAGUGUUGACAACAUUCUUGAAAACCUUGAAGAAGUGGACUUGACAUCAUUAGAUGAUGAUGAGAUUCCUGAGGAACUGCUGCUCGGAAAACACCAGCUCUCGGAGUUAAGCAGUGAAUCAGCCAAAAUAAAGGCCAUGGGCAUCAUGCAUAAGAUUCCAUCUGAUAAAAUGGUGAAAGUCCAGAGUAUUUUGGAAAAAAACAUUCAGGAUGGUUCAAAGCUCUCCACCCUCAUGAAUCAUGACAACGACAGGGACGACGAGGAGCGUUUGUGGCGUGACCUCAUCAUGGAACGUGUCACCAAAUCUGCUGAUGCUUGUCUGACUGCUCUUAACAUCAUGACCUCAGCACGAAUGCCGAAGGCCGUUUACAUUGAGGAUGUUAUUGAGAGGGUCGUGCAGUACACCAAGUUUCAUCUACAGAACACGCUGUAUCCACAGUAUGACCCCGUCUACAGAGUGAAACCUCACGGCGGUGGAACACUAAGCUCAAAAGCCAAGCGAGCAAAGUGCUCAACGCACAAGCAGAGAGUUACUGUCAUGCUCUACAACAAAGUUUGUGAUGUUAUCAGUAACCUGUCUGAACUCCUGGAGAUUCAGUUGUUGACUGACACGACCAUCCUUCAGAUCUCCUCUCUGGGUAUCACUCCAUUCUUUGUUGAGAAUGUGAGUGAACUGCAGCUUUGUGCCAUUAAACUAGUGACGGCUGUGUUCUCUAGAUACGAGAAGCACAGGCAGCUGAUCCUGGAAGAGAUCUUUACCUCUCUGGCCAGACUGCCAACCAGCAAGAGAAACCUACGAAAUUUCAGACUGAACAGCAGUGACGUGGAUGGUGAGCCCAUGUACAUUCAGAUGGUGACGGCGCUGGUUCUACAGCUCAUUCAGUGUGUGGUCCAUCUGCCUUCUGAUAAGGACUCGGAUGAUGAUAAUGACAGAAAGGUUGAUCAGGAUGUACUAAUCACAAACUCGUAUGAGACUGCAAUGAGGACAGCACAAAACUUCCUCUCUGUUUUCCUCAAAAAGUGUGGUAGUAAGCAAGGUGAGGACGACUACAGGCCACUCUUUGAGAACUUUGUUCAGGAUCUACUGUCCACGGUGAAUAAACCUGAUUGGCCAGCUGCAGAGCUGCUGCUAAGCCUUCUGGGAAGACUGCUGGUUCACCAGUUCAGUAAUAAGCAGACGGAGAUGGCUCUGAGAGUGGCCUCUUUGGAUUAUCUGGGCACAGUGGCCGCACGUCUUCGCAAAGAUGCAGUCACCAGCAAAAUGGACCAGCGUUCCAUCAACCGCAUCCUCGAAGAGACCUCAGGCAGUGAUGAGAUUCAGCAGUUGCAGAAGGCUUUGCUGAAUUACCUGGACGAGAAUGUGGAGACUGACCCGUCUUUAUUGUUUGCACGGAAGUUCUACAUCGCACAGUGGUUCAGGGAUACCAGCACUGAGACGGAGAAAGCCAUGAAAUCACAGAGCCAGAGGGACGACGAUUCGUCAGAUGGGGCGCACCACGCCAAGGAUGUCGAGACCACUAGUGAGAUCUUACAAAAAGCUGAAGCACGCAAGAAGUUCCUCCGGUCUGUUAUCAAGACCACGGCAUCAAAAUUCAGCUCACUGAGAGUCAACUCGGAUACUGUGGACUACGAGGACUCGUGUCUUAUUGUGCGAUAUCUGGCCUCCAUGAGGCCGUUUGCACAGAGCUUUGAUAUUUAUCUCACACAGAUCUUGAGAGUUCUUGGUGAAAGUGCCAUAGCAGUGAGAACUAAAGCGAUGAAGUGUCUUUCUGAAGUGGUUGCGGUAGAUCCGAGCAUUCUGGCGCGGUCGGACAUGCAGCGGGGAGUUCAUGGCCGACUGAUGGAUAAUUCCACCAGUGUGAGAGAGGCUGCGGUGGAGCUGCUGGGGCGCUUCGUUCUGAGUCGACCCCAGCUAACCGAACAGUAUUACGACAUGUUGAUUGAGCGCAUCCUGGACACUGGCAUCAGUGUGAGGAAGAGGGUUAUUAAAAUCCUUCGAGACAUCUGUCUGGAGCAGCCCACCUUCAACAAGAUCACAGAGAUGUGUGUAAAGAUGAUCAGGAGGGUCAAUGACGAAGAAGGCAUCAAGAAAUUGGUGAAUGAGACGUUUCAGAAGCUCUGGUUCACUCCUACACCUAAUCAUGAUAAAGAAGCCAUGACUCGCAAGAUUCUCAACAUCACAGAUGUGGUCGCUGCCUGCAGGGAUUCUGGUUACGACUGGUUCGAACAGCUGCUUCAGAAUUUGCUGAAGUCAGAGGAGGACGCCUCGUACAAACCGGCCAGGAAGGCUUGUGUUCAGCUGGUGGACAGUCUUGUAGAGCAUAUUCUGAAAUACGAAGAGUCACUAUCUGACUGUGAGAAUAAGGGGUUGACAUCCAGUCGCUUAGUGGCUUGUAUUACCACGCUGUACCUGUUUAGCAAGAUCCGACCCCAGCUGAUGGUAAAACACGCCAUGACUAUGCAGCCAUACCUGACCACAAAGUGUAAUACUCAGAGUGAUUUUAUGGUGAUCUGUAAUGUGGCUAAAAUCCUGGAGCUUGUUGUUCCUUUGAUGGAUCAUCCGAGUGAAAGCUUUCUCACGACCAUGGAAGAAGACCUGAUGAAACUCAUCAUCAAAUACGGCAUGACGGUUGUGCAGCACUGUGUGAGUUGUCUCGGUGCCGUCGUCAAUAAGGUCACCCAUAACUUCAAGUUUGUGUGGUCUUGUUUCAACCGAUACUAUGGAGCACUAAACAAGCUGAAGUUGCAGCAUCAGGAAGACCCAAACAGCACCGUACUGGCCUCUAAUAAACCUGCACUGCUGCGUUCACUCUUCACUGUGGGGGCCCUGUGCCGACACUUUGACUUUGACCAAGAGGAGUUCAAAGGCAGUAAUAAGGUGGUCAUAAAGGACAAAGUGCUGGAGCUGCUGCUGUAUUUCACUAAGAACGAGGAUGAGGAGGUGCAGACGAAGGCCAUCAUUGGAUUAGGGUUCCUGUUCAUCCAGCACCCAGACCUAAUGUUUGCUUCGGAUGUGAAAAACCUCUACAACUGCCUCCUGGCUGACAGGAAAACGUCGGUGAAUCUGAAGAUCCAGGUGCUAAAGAACCUGCAGACUUACUUGCAGGAGGAGGACUCGCGCAUGCAGGAAGCCGACAGGGAGUGGAAGAAGAUGUCUAAGCAGGAGGACUUGAAGGAGAUGGGUGACAUCUCUUCUGGCAUGAGCAGUUCUAUCAUGCAGCUCUACCUCAAGCAGGUGCUAGAGAGCUUUUUCCACACGCAAUCCAGCGUGCGGCACUUUGCCCUCAAUGUAAUCGCCCUGACGCUCAACCAAGGCCUCAUUCAUCCCGUACAGUGUGUUCCAUAUCUUAUCGCCAUGGGAACGGACUCGGAACCCACAAUGAGGAAUAAAGCCGAUCAACAGCUGGUGGAAAUUGAUAAGAAAUACACGGGAUUCAUUCAUAUGAAGGCUGUGGCGGGGAUGAAGAUGUCCUAUCAGGUUCAGCAAGCCAUUGUGGGUUCAAAGGACACUGUAAUCAGGGGUUUCCGACAGGAUGAGAUCAACACGGCUCUUUGCUCCCACCUCUACACCAUGGUGCGUGGAAACAGGCAACACCGCAGGGCUUUCCUCAUCUCGCUGCUCAACCUGUUUGACGACAAUGCGAAGUCGGAUGUGAACAUGCUGCUGUUUAUCGCAGACAAUCUCGCCUGUUUCCCAUUUCAGAGUCAGGAAGAGCCGCUGUUCAUUAUGCACCAUGUAGACAUCACACUGUCUGUGUCCGGCAGCAACCUGCUGCAGUCUUUCAAAGAGUCCUUGCUGAAAGAGCCAAGACCACAGGAAAAGAAGAAAAAAAAGAGAGGGAAAAAAUAUGGCUCUGAGGAAGAGGAUGAGAGUAGCAGGGAAAGCAGCAGUGAUAGUGAUAGCAGCGAUGACGAUGUCAUCCGUCGGCCCAAGAAACCCAGGCGAGCUGCUGCAGUGAACUCAGACUCUGAUUCAGACCUCGACAUAGAGGAUGUGGACAAGGUGAUGCUGCGUCUCCCUGACAACCCCAAUCCCUUAUUGGACUUUGCCAAUGCCUCUCAGGGCAUCCUGCUGCUCCUGAUGCUCAAGCAGCACCUUAAGAACCUCUACGGCUUCUCUGACAGUAAAAUUUUGAAGUACUCGCCAACAGAAUCUGCAAAAGUUUAUGACAAGGCUGUAAACAGGAAGGCCAAUGUGCAUUUCAACCCACGGCAGACAUUAGACUACCUGACGAACAGCCUGUCUAAUGCAGAUCUUACUUACGAUGUCAAGAGGAGAGUCGUCAGACAGUAUUUAGAUUUUAAGGUACUGAUGGAACACUUGGACCCGGAUGAGGAAGAUGAGGAGGGGGAGGCUUCGGCCAGUACCCACGCAAGAAAUAAAGCCAUCACUGCUCUACUAGGAGGCUCCAGCCCCAAGAAUAAUGCUGCUGACUCGUACGAUGACGACAGUGAUGCAGACGAAAAGGCUCCUGGGUCGUCACGGAGAUCCAGGAGAAGCGGAGAUUCGGCAGAGGCGUCGGGUCACAUGAACGCAACGGUAGAAGCCAAGGACGUCAUCGCCAUCUGCUGCCCCAAGUAUAAGGACCGGCCGCAGAUAGCACGUGUUAUUCAGAAGACAAGCACAGGCUACAGCGUUCGCUGGAUGGCCGGAUCGUACUCUGGUACCUGGGCGGAAGCCAAGAAACGUGACGGACGUAAACUGGUGCCUUGGGUGGACACUAUAAAGGAGUCUGACAUUAUUUACAAGAAAAUUGCCUUGACGAGCGCACACAAACUGACCAACAAAGUAGUGCAGACUUUACGUUCACUGUACGCAGCCAAGGAAGGAACUUCCAGCUAAUUAAAUCUGUAAUAACUCUCGAACUGUUACACCCAACAGACUCUCAGCAGCCAAACUUCAUCAGGAUUCAACGUUUUGUAAACUUUAAAGUUGGAGAGAAAAGUACCACAGACUCACAGGUUUUAAGAUCCAGUGCGGAACUGGUCGAAUUGCGGAAUGACGAUUUUAAAAGUGUGGUCUGUUUGGAAAAUGUAGAUGUGAAUCCUGUACAUCUUUUAAGUUAAACGGAAAAGAAAGAAAUGGAGCUCCUUCGCUGUUCUGCAGCAACUUGGUUGUUUGAAUAAUUUUUUCCCCCUCCACUGUAUCAUAGUUUAACACAAAACAGAAACAAAAAAUGUUUAUAUCUCUGACAAAAAAAAAUCUGUUUAAAGAAAUAAACCUAAAGUGAAUGUUGGAAAUUAGUCUGUUGAUGUUCUUAAUAAAGUGACCUUGGAGUUUAACCUAGCGCCGGAUGGAUUUCUUUAGCUUAGCUCAGUUUCCAGGGAAAUAAACUUUUAAACAUCUCCUCUGCUUUAUGUUUUACUUCUUUUGUGCUGUACAAUGGAGUCUCCUGGACAUAAUUUAUUCAGUUAAAACAGAGCAUGCAGUAUCUGUUGCCGACAUGGAAGGGAGGUUUUUUUUUUUUUUUUUUUUUUUUGUAAAUGUAGAUUUUGAUGUAUUGGGUCAGGGUUUGGGUCUCUACACCCCACAGCGGGACAAGGGACCCCCAGCAUGUGUGGAGGAGCAAAUACUGCAAUAAAUUUUUUACUUCUCUUUGUUACUU
Messenger RNA from Megalobrama amblycephala (Wuchang bream), 9535 nucleotides. It is a transcript of the gene nipblb, whose product is annotated as NIPBL cohesin loading factor b. Lineage: Eukaryota; Metazoa; Chordata; Actinopteri; Cypriniformes; Xenocyprididae. Gene Ontology annotation, biological process: embryonic viscerocranium morphogenesis; replication-born double-strand break repair via sister chromatid exchange; establishment of protein localization to chromatin. The record is from RefSeq and is a predicted model, not a curated record. Gene Ontology annotation, cellular component: Scc2-Scc4 cohesin loading complex. Gene Ontology annotation, molecular function: chromatin binding.